GUAAUAUAUGUGAAGUCUUUUAAUUUGCCUUUCACCGUUUGCGAAGGCGGGGCGUAUAGUUCAUCCAUCAUCACGUGACACAGAGAUGCUCCAGACCUUCCGGAGAAAGCCAACAUAUGUUUGAUGGGCGUUUAUAAAUAUUACAGGCACCAUGUCGUCCAGCGUUGCUCAGAAUCUCCGGAUACCAGCUGUCUUUCUGGUUCAGCUGUCCCUACUUACAGACGUGAUUUCACUCGCAUAUGCUGAUAAAAGUUUUGAAGAUGUGCGUUGCAAGUGCAUCUGUCCACCCUAUAGAAACAUCAGUGGACAUAUCUACAAAAAGAAUGUGUCCCAGAAAGACUGUAACUGUCUGCAUGUGGUGGAGCCCAUGCCAGUGCCUGGCCAUGAUGUGGAGGCUUACUGUCUGCUUUGUGAGUGCAAGUAUGAAGAACGAAGCAGCAACACCAUUAAGGUGACCAUUGUAAUCUACUUGUCAGUGGUUGGAGCUCUUCUGCUGUACAUGCUGUUUCUGCUUCUGGUUGAUCCUCUGAUCCGCAAACAUGAUCCGUACACCAUGCCACUCCAGAACGAGGAGGAUUCUGAGGAUGUGAGGCCACGUGUGGAUGGUUCACAAGCUCGUGGGAACACUGUGCUGGAGAGGGUCGAGGGAGCUCAGCAGCGCUGGAAGAAACAGGUCCAGGAGCAGCGCAAGACUGUGUUUGACCGCCACAAGCUGCUCAGCUAAGCCCUCAGAUGGACUCCAUCUGUGUAAAAGGCCAACGGGCACCACUGACGGAGAUAACUUGCAUGAUGGUCUUAUAGUUUCAGCUUUUAUGACAAUAUGUUUUAUCAGUGGGCCUGCAUUAUCAUUAGUAUUAUAACCUUACCAAGACUGACUUGGUUGAUGCCAGCUUUCAAACUAAGCUGUGAAAAUAUAAAGCAACUUGUUUAGUUGCUUGCUUUUAGUAUAGAUAUUAAUGAAGAGAAUCAGCCAGCUCCAGUCGGUCUUACUCCCACAGUCACCUUUAUCUCACCAAAUAACUUGAAUAUAUUGGUGCUGUCACUACUUUGCUUGAAAUAGCAUUGCAAAGGAUGAGAUUAAAUGAGCCGUGGAAUCUGGGAGUAAUGAUGUGGACCUGUAUAUAAUGUACAGUUGAGGUUAAAAGUUAACAUACACCUUGCAGAAUCUGCAAAACGUUACUUUUUUUUUUUUUUUUUACACCAAAGUAAGAGGGAUCAUACAAAAUGCAUGUUCUUUUUUAUUUAGUACUGACAUGAAUAAGAUAUUUCACAUAAAAGACAUUUAUAUAUAGUCCUCAAGAGAAAAUAAUAGUUGAAUUUAUAAAAAUUACUGUUCAAGUUUACAUACACUUGAUUCUUAAUACUGUGUUAUUACCUGAAUGAUCCACAGCUGUGUUUUUUUUUUGUUUAGCGAUAGUUGUUCAUGAGUCCCUUGUUUGUCCUGAACUGCCUGCUGUUCUUCAGAAAAACCUUUCAGGUCCCACAAAUUCUUUGAUUUUUCAGCAUUUUUGUGCCUUUGAACCCUUUCCAACAAUGACUGUAUGAUUUUGUGAUCCAUCUUUUUACACUGAGGGACUCUAUUACAGACGGUUCAAAUGCUCACUGAUGCUCCAGAAGGAAACAUGAUGCAUUAAGAGCAGGGGGGUGAAAACAUUUUGAAUUUGAAGGUCAGGGUAAAUUUAUUUUGUCCUCUAGGAAACAUGUAAGUAUCUUCUGUAGCUUCUGAAGGGCAGUACUAAAUGGAAAAAAAUACGAUAUUUAGGCAAAAUAAGAAAAAAAGUACACCUCAGGUUAGUACUAAAUAAAAAAUAAUAUGCUUUUUGUAUGUUCCCUCUUAUUUUGAUAAAAAAAAAAAAAAAACAUUUUGCAGAUUUUGCAAACUUUUGACCUCAACUGUAGAUGCGCUUAUGAAUGUGUAGAAUGUCAUUGCACUGUUGACGCUUCACUUUGAAUUACCAAGAGAAUGUAUUGAAUGAGUUUUAUUUAUUUAUGUAUUUAUUUAUUUAUUUAUUUAUUUAUUUUUAUUUAUUUAUUUAUUUAUUUAUUUCCAAUUGGUAAUACCAUUUAGGAUGGCACAUGUCACAAGCAUAUAUCCUAAAUGUUGUCACAUUAUAACAAGUAAUCAAAAAUUGUAUAUAUUCACAAUAGUAAAGGAAAUAAGGGGCUUUAACUGAUAAACACUGUUGAAUAGUAUAUCAUAAGCUUUCUCAAAUAUGAUUGACACUUUUGUUGGAUUUUCUGAUAUACAGACAUCCAAAAAUAUUAAUUUUGCACCUCAAAAUGUGAAGGAAUUUGCAGGACUUUGCUUGACUAUCGUAUUUGCUGCUAUAAUCAUCUUUCCAGUAUGUAUCCAAGCAACUUACAGCUGUUUUACAGCUGAAAUAUUCUUGCUUAUGUGAAAAUGCACUGAAAUAUUAAAUAUUUAAAGA
Messenger RNA from Labeo rohita (rohu), 2429 nucleotides. It is a transcript of the gene tmem9, whose product is annotated as transmembrane protein 9. Bases 152 to 724 code for a protein of 190 amino acids. The transcript is spliced from 6 exons. Gene Ontology annotation, cellular component: lysosomal membrane. NCBI's taxonomy places the organism in Eukaryota, Metazoa, Chordata, Actinopteri, Cypriniformes, Cyprinidae. The record is from RefSeq and is a predicted model, not a curated record.